Messenger RNA from Drosophila busckii, 1104 nucleotides. It is a transcript of the gene G6P, whose product is annotated as glucose-6-phosphatase. Gene Ontology annotation, molecular function: glucose-6-phosphatase activity. The transcript is spliced from 5 exons. NCBI's taxonomy places the organism in Eukaryota, Metazoa, Arthropoda, Insecta, Diptera, Drosophilidae. The record is from RefSeq and is a predicted model, not a curated record. Gene Ontology annotation, biological process: glucose 6-phosphate metabolic process; gluconeogenesis. Gene Ontology annotation, cellular component: membrane.
AAUUACUGUUAUGAAAUAAAAACUAAAUACAAUGGAAAUGACAAAACCCUUAUAUUACAAUAUACUCAAUGCAGAGCUGCAUAUCAACGAAUUUGUGCAAGAGCACUUUGACUUUGCGGAGCCAGUGCUACGUUGGUUUAGCGAAUACUUGGAGCCGGGAAAUCUGCUGAGUGUGCUAAUACCCUUGAUAGGCAUAUACAGCCAGGACAUGCUGAGACGGCUGCUGACAAUGCUGAGCCUAACAAGCGUGCUGAGCAGCUUUGCCAAAUGGAUAUGCCCCGAGCUGCGUCCGUUGUGGUGGCUGCGUGAGCUUUAUGCCAAUCCGAAGGCAAUCAAGCCACAAGUGGCGCUGCAGAGCCUGAAGCUGAGCUGUGAGACCAGCGGUGGACUGCCCUGUGCCCACACCAUGUUCUGGACACUUUGCCUGCUGCUCCUGUGUGAACGACUCUCAACUGGCGGCUUGAGCUGACGCUUGCUGCGCUGCACUCUGCUGUGCUUUGGCGUCAUCUGCAUGUGGCUGAGUCGCCUCUACUUGGCCACAGAAUUUAUGCAUCAGUGUGUGUUGGGCAGUUGCCUGGCCUAUGUGGCCUUUAGGCACCGCCAACGCUAUCUGCUGCAAUUGUACGCCUGGCCACGCUGUCGUGCUAUAAUGAUGAUCAUUUUGCUAGGCUGUUUGGCUCUUGCUGUUUAUUUUAUCAAACUGCGACUGCAGCUAGAUCCGCAUUGGUCGGUGCGCCAGGCUUUCAAAUGGUGCCCGGAGCCCACUUAUAUGCGUCAUGAGGCGAGUCCCAUUUUUCUGCUUUCACGAGAUUUGGGUUACCUGUUGGGCUUUGCCUUGGCCUUGCCCUUGGCAGCAAACAAUUCGCGCUCGAACUGUUUAAUGCGUCGACUUGUUGUCAUCGGCACUUUGGCCAUUGUUAAUCACAUGUUGCAGGCUUAUACGCCCAAGCAGUUUGGACGCUUUGCCUUCUUGGCCUACGAGUUUAGUCGCAAUGCUCUCUACUCGUUGAUGCUGUUUAAGUUUCUGCCCAGACUAGCGCAGACUAAAGAGAAAUGUAGCUAAAUUAAUUGUAGAGAUUCAAACGCAAAUAAAAUUUUAAUUAA